Molecule: messenger RNA, 2563 nt
Organism: Mizuhopecten yessoensis (Yesso scallop)
Lineage: Eukaryota; Metazoa; Mollusca; Bivalvia; Pectinida; Pectinidae
Product: bifunctional apoptosis regulator-like
Exons: 9
Coding region: 193-1512 (439 amino acids)
Biological process (GO): proteasome-mediated ubiquitin-dependent protein catabolic process
Cellular component (GO): nucleus
Molecular function (GO): protein binding; ubiquitin protein ligase activity; metal ion binding
Source: RefSeq, a predicted model, not a curated record
GGAGAAUAGGGAUUUAUGCUGCGCAAUGUAUUUGCUUUAUAUUGCAUCAGAUCGCCGCCCGAUAAUAUAUUGGAAUUCCCAAGACCGACAUAUACGACAUAAGUGUUUUAGAAAGGUGGACAGUGUUUACAAUCUGAGAUUGACAGCUCAAGAUUUGUGAUGGACAUUGCAGAAGAACGAUAGGAAGAAACAAUGACUGAAAUGACAACCUCACCAAACCCAUUAGAGCGACAGACCUCCAGCUACGAUAUGGACAUCAAGUGUCACAUCUGUUAUGAACUGCUGGUAAUGCCCUCCUCUUUGGCAUGUGGCCACACCUUCUGCAGGCUUUGUUUAGCGGAGUGGUACAAUACUUCUAAGCGUUUAGAAUGCCCUGAUUGUCGCUCCCCAUGGCAGGAAGUUCCAAAGGUCAACAUCUUUAUCAGAGAAGUUUUGGAGAAAUACUAUGCAGAAAAGCUAAAGACAAGGGAGGAGACAUUAAACACUGAACGAAACAAUAAGAUAUUAGAAGAGUUUGAGAUAUUUGGUCAAAAUUUGAAAGAAAACAGACUGGUUGGUCGUAAUGUGGUUGAACAACAAGGAAGGGUAUUGCAAGGUCCACAACGCAAUCUAGUACAACUAAAAGACUUCUUUUCAGGAUUUGUGGUGGCAGCUGCGAUACUGAUGUUGAUAUAUGUGGGCUGGUACUGGGGCUACAACAGUGACAGUGGAAUGUUGGUAUACAAGCCAGCCCAGCGAUGGGAUCCCGAGGAGGUUGGCACCUGGUUGGGAGAGCUAGGUGCUUGGAGUGCUGAGUAUGCCAACAAGGCAACAGAGCAACUCAUUGAUGGAAGACAACUUCUGGUUAUGGAGGAAUCUGAUUUUGCACAAAAAUUGAAUAUCACAGACAGUCUCCAAAUGAAGGUUUUGCUGCGAUCCCUACAUGAGUUAGCAGAUAAAGGGACAAAGCUGCCAGGAACACUGUGGGAAUACAAGUCACUACAUCCUGGACUUGCCAUGCUGUUGUUGUAUGGAAUGAAGGACUACCCUCGCACUACAAUAUUGUUCAUGUACCUGUUUGAAUAUGAUAACAUAUUCAUCCCUUUUGUACACUACACCUGUAUGGAUUCUGAGGAAAGUUUAAACAUGUUUGACAACGUGACCAGUCGUCAGCUAACAGAGUUUGUGUCAUGGGGCCUGUUCUUGCCCUACUAUCUCAUCGGGAUCUUCGCCUAUGACUGGACAAGUACCCAUUACUGGAUUAGUCGCAUGGUCAUACUCAGCUGUAUGGCACAGACCUACCUAGAGUGUACCUUCAUCGCUAACUUUGUACGAGGUGGAUACAGAAAUGCCUCAACAGUCGGGAAAAGUUAUGGAAAGAGCUUAUUGUCUGGUGUCUUCUUUAUCAUCAUCUGGCCGGUGGUCCCUAACUUCAUCUGCAACAUGUUCUUCUACGUGGCCUUGUACCUGUCCCCCUACGUGAGUCUGGAGAAAAUGUACCACCACAUCAAAAACACCAACCUCAGGAACUAGCAAGAAAGACUGUGAUGAACUGGAACACAGGAAACACAGAGAUGGCGUAAUAUAUUUACUAGUGUAUGCCUUCACUCAUAAAUAGAGACUUUUCCCAGGCUAUAUUUUUGUAUUCAAACAUUGUAUUUUUAUACUUUUGCUUAUUUGUUCCAAUACAGAAGAUCUUUGAUAGAUAAAUUCUUUGUCCUGGGAAAAUGACUUAAAGUUUACCAGGCUACAGUUUUAGCUUGCCCUCAGGAACUGUUUAUAUUUGAGGGAUAUGUAAUGACCAUUUCCCUUCCCAUUCUUUCAUAAAUAUGUAAUUUUAUAAAGAAAUAGUUUUUAUUUUCUGGAUUAAAAAAAUAUUGGUGUUGAUAUGGUACUAAUGAUAGUGCAAUUUUGGUUAAAACAUGGAUCUAGUGAGACAAACCUUACAAUAGGAGUACAUAGUUAAUGUUUUAUAAUCAUGUCACGUUUAAAAAUGAGUGGUGGAAUGGGAUAAUGUAGUGAUGUAAUUCUAUUUCAUUGUCAUUUUAAUACAAAUGCGUGAAUUUAUUUAUAUAUAUAUAUAUAUGUUUAUAUUAUAUAGGGUAUUUAUCAUGAUUUUUUGUUUGCACCUAAAUUCUAAUGAACUUCAUGUCCGAAUAAGUUGCACAAAGAUUUGCUUUUAUAUCAAGUUUGACACUAGUAGAUCAAGAGUCCCAUUUUAUCUUGUAUAUACAAAUGUAUGUAUGUUUGAUAUCAAUAAUUUGGAGAAAUCUUUAAUGAUUAUGUAUUGUGCUUGUGAUGAUGUCUGAGGACAAUUUACCCAGUAAUUGGUGAUAUGAAAUGGUCAUGUACAUAGUAUCAUGUCAUGAUGUUCAUAAAGUCCUUUCAAUGUUUUAAAGUAUGGGAUUUAAUCAAAUGAUUUUAUAUGUUUUAAUUAUCCAAUUCACCAUUUUAUCUUAAUCAUAUUUGACUUAUUUUCUUUUACUACUUAUGAACUUUGUCAGAGUAUGUUAAUAUAUUAUUUAUAGAUUUGUUUUAAUGCAUAAUGUUUACUUCAUGGAAUAAAUUCCUCACUACAUUUUCA